CGCCGCUGCCCCAGCUCAAAGAUGCCACCUUUAAUGAACAGCAAGAUCUUUUUUGUCAGAAGUUGCAACAGUGUUGUGUACUCUUUGACUUCAUGGACUCUGUUUCAGACCUGAAAAGCAAAGAAAUUAAGAGAGCAACACUGAAUGAACUGGUUGAGUAUGUUUCAACAAAUCGUGGAGUGAUUGUUGAAUCAGCUUAUGCUGACAUAGUGAAAAUGAUUAGUUCUAAUAUUUUCAGAACACUUCCACCUAGUGAUAAUCCAGAUUUUGAUCCAGAAGAAGACGAACCAACUCUUGAAGCCUCAUGGCCCCACAUACAGCUGGUGUAUGAAUUUUUCCUGAGGUUUCUGGAGAGCCCGGAUUUUCAGCCUAGCAUUGCUAAGCGAUACAUUGACCAGAAGUUUGUACAGCAGCUGUUGGAGCUCUUUGAUAGUGAAGACCCACGAGAACGUGAUUUCCUAAAGACAGUUCUUCAUCGAAUUUAUGGAAAAUUCCUCGGUUUAAGAGCAUUCAUCAGGAAACAGAUUAACAACAUUUUCCUCAGGUUUAUAUACGAAACAGAGCACUUCAAUGGUGUUGCUGAACUUCUUGAGAUAUUAGGAAGUAUUAUCAAUGGUUUUGCACUGCCACUGAAAGCGGAACACAAACAGUUCCUUAUGAAAGUUCUGAUUCCCAUGCAUACUGCAAAGGGAUUAGCUUUGUUUCAUGCACAGCUCGCCUAUUGUGUUGUACAGUUCCUGGAAAAGGAUACAACCUUAACGGAGCCCGUAAUCAGAGGACUGCUCAAAUUCUGGCCAAAAACUUGCAGUCAGAAAGAGGUAAUGUUUUUAGGUGAAAUUGAGGAAAUCUUAGAUGUAAUAGAACCGACGCAAUUCAAAAAAGUAGAAGAGCCUUUAUUUAAGCAAAUAUCCAAGUGCGUGUCCAGUUCACAUUUUCAGGUUGCAGAAAGAGCUCUGUACUUCUGGAAUAACGAAUAUAUUCUUAGCCUGAUCGAGGAGAACAUUGAUAAGAUUCUACCGAUUAUGUUUGGCAGCCUAUACAAGAUCUCCAAAGAACACUGGAAUCCAACGAUCGUGGCGCUGGUGUACAACGUGCUGAAAACACUGAUGGAGAUGAACGGGAAGCUUUUCGACGAACUUACCAGCUCGUACAAGGCGGAAAGGCAAAGAGAGAAGAAGAAGGAGCUGGAACGUGAGGAGCUGUGGAGGAAGUUGGAGGAGCUGCAGCUGAAGAAGGCGAUGGCGGAGAAGCAGCACAGCACCCACAGCGUGCUGAACGCGCACAACGCAAGUGCCAAAUGA
Molecule: messenger RNA, 1301 nt
Organism: Eurypyga helias (sunbittern)
Lineage: Eukaryota; Metazoa; Chordata; Aves; Eurypygiformes; Eurypygidae
Gene: PPP2R5A
Product: protein phosphatase 2, regulatory subunit B', alpha
Exons: 13
Coding region: 93-1301 (402 amino acids)
Biological process (GO): signal transduction; protein dephosphorylation
Cellular component (GO): nucleus; cytosol; protein phosphatase type 2A complex
Molecular function (GO): protein phosphatase activator activity
Source: RefSeq, a predicted model, not a curated record